UUUCCACCCGGAACUAUUUUAAUUCGCCAAAACCGACUGGGUUUAAGAAGGCACGGUGAGACUAGACUUCCGGGGCGGCGAGCGGAAGUUCGGCCCCUGGAGCUGUGCGGAGAGCAUCCUGGGAGCGGAAGGGAGAGGACCUGUCUGCCGGGGAUCCCGUGUUCCGCGACACGUGUGACGGAGCGUGCGGGUGUUGGACUCCUCUGCCCGCUGGAAUUGUUGUUUCUGCGCGGCGGUCAGAAGUGGCGGAAAUCGCGGCGUCUCUGGGAAACACAAGACGGCGUAAGGGCCAUGGUGAGGAAAUCCCGGCAGCGUGGAGCGGUCCAGUGGGCAGCUGUGCGGGCCAAGGCAGGUCGCAGCGCCACGGACGAGAAUGAGGACGAUUUGGGGUCGCCGCCCUCUCCGGGGGACUCCAGCUACUACCAAGAUCAGGUAGAUGAGUUCCAUGAAGCCCGAUCUCAGGCGGCUUUGGCUAAGGGCUGGAACGAAAUCUACAGCGGGGAGGAGGAUGACGAUGAGGAGGAGGAGGUGCUAGCCUUAGAUGUGGACGAGGAGGACGAGGAAGAUGAAGAGAGUUCGGAGGAUGGCGAGGACGUUGAUGAUGACGAGGAUGGUGGGAGCUCUGUGCAGAGUGAGGCUGAGGCUUCUGUGGAUCCUAGCUUGUCCUGGGGUCAGAGGAAAAAGCUUUAUUAUGAUACAGACUAUGGCUCCAAAUCCCGAGGCCGUCAGAGUCAGCAAGAAGUAGAAGAGGAGGAAAGAGAGGAAGAGGAGGAGGCGCAGGUAAUUCAGCGGCGCCUGGCCCAAACCCUGCAAGAGGAUGAUUUUGGAGUCGCUUGGGUGGAGGCCUUUGCAAAACCGGUGCCCCAGGUGGAGGAAGCUGAGACUCGGGUCGUGAAGGAUUUGGCUAAAGUCUCUGUAAAAGAGAAGCUGAAAAUGUUGAGAAAAGAAUCACCAGAGCUCUUAGAGCUGAUAGAAGACCUCAAAGUCAAGUUGACGGAAGUGAAAGAUGAGCUGGAGCCACUGUUAAAGUUGGCGGACAAGGGAGUCAUUCCCCCUGGGAAAGGAAGCCAGUACCUGAGGACCAAGUAUAACCUCUACUUGAACUACUGCGCCAACAUCAGUUUUUAUUUGAUCUUAAAAGCCAGGAGAACCCCUGCACAUGGACAUCCUGUUAUAGAUAGGCUUGUCACCUACAGAAAUCUCAUCAAUCAGCUCUCGGUGGUGGAUCAGAGACUGUCUUCCGAAAUCCGUCACCUACUCACGGCCAAGGAUGGUGCUAUAAAGAAAGAACUGAAUCCAAAAGCAAAAUUACCCAAAACGAAGCCAAAGUCUGUCUCACAGACUCCUGCUGCUGUUGCCGAUCUGUCUGAUGAUGCUGAUUUUGAUGAAGCUGCACUAAGACACUCUAAGGAAAUGGAAGACGGGCAAAAGUUGAAAAGAAAGAAAGAAGAAAUUAGUGCUGAAGAACAGGUUCUCGAAGAUCAGAAUGCGAAGAGAGCUAUCACCUACCAGAUUGCUAAAAAUAGGGGACUUACGCCUAGGAGAAAGAAGAUUGAUAGGAACCCCAGAGUCAAGCAUAGGGAGAAGUUCAGAAGAGCCAAGAUUCGUAGGCGAGGCCAGGUUCGUGAGGUUCGUAGAGAAGAGCAGCGGUAUACUGGUGAACUCUCUGGCAUUCGUGCUGGAGUUAAAAAGAGCAUUAAGCUUAAGUAAAGUUAUCUCUGGCCUAGUUUUUGGCAGCAAUUUUAGAUCAAUAAAAGUAUUUUGAA
Microtus ochrogaster (prairie vole) is the source of this 1766-nucleotide messenger RNA. RefSeq names its product UTP3 small subunit processome component (gene Utp3). Gene Ontology annotation, biological process: maturation of SSU-rRNA from tricistronic rRNA transcript (SSU-rRNA, 5.8S rRNA, LSU-rRNA). The record is from RefSeq and is a predicted model, not a curated record. Lineage: Eukaryota; Metazoa; Chordata; Mammalia; Rodentia; Cricetidae. Gene Ontology annotation, cellular component: small-subunit processome; nucleolus.